AUGAAUCAAGAUACAUUAAAAAGUCCCUCCUCAUCUCACCACAACCCUUCCCAUCUCACCACAAUCCCUCCCCAUCUCACCAUUACCCUUCCCAUCUCACUACAGACCCUCCCCAUCUCACCACAGACCCUUCCCAUCUCACCACAACCCUUCCCAUCUUACUACAACCCUUCUCCUUCUCACAACAAACCCUUCAGCCUCACCACAGCCCUCCCAUCUCACCACAGUCCCUCCCAUCUCACCACAAUCCCUCUCCUUCUCACAACAAACCCUUCAGCCUCACCACAGCCCCUCUCCAUCACACCACAGUCCCUCACAUCUUACCACAGUCCCUCACAUCUCACCACACUCCACCCCACCUCAAUACAGUCCAUCCCACCUCACCACUGUUCCUCCCAUCUCACCACAGUCCCUCACAUCUCACCACAGACCCUCCCCAUCUCACCACAGACACUUCCCAUCUCACCACAACCCUUCCCAUCUUACUACAACCCUUCUCCUUCUCACAACAAACCCUUCAGCCUCACCACAGCCCUCCCAUUAUCACCACAGUCCCUCCCAUCUCACCACAAUCCCUCUCCUUCUCACAACAAACCCUUCAGCCUCACCACAGCCCCUCUCCAUCUCACCACAGUCCCUCACAUCUCACCACAGUCCCUCACAUCUCACCACACUCCACCCCACCUCAAUACAGUCCAUCCCACCUCACCACUGUUCCUCCCAUCUCACCACAGUCCCUCACAUCUCACCACAACCCCUCCCCCAGCUAACCAUAGACCCUCCCAUCUCACCACAGUCCCUCACCAUUUCACCACAACCCUUCCCAUCUCACCACAACCCUCUCCAUCUCAUCACAGUCCCUCCCAUCUCACCACAGCCCUCCCAUCUCACCACAGUCCCUCCUAUCUCACCACAGUCAAUCCCACCUCACCACAGUCCAUCCAAUCUCACCACAGACCCUCCCCAUCUCACCACAGACACUUCCCAUCUCACCACAACCCUUCCCAUCUUACUACAACCCUUCUCCUUCUCACAACAAACCCUUCAGCCUCACCACAGCCCUCCCAUUAUCACCACAGUCCCUCCCAUCUCACCACAAUCCCUCUCCUUCUCACAACAAACCCUUCAGCCUCACCACAGCCCCUCUCCAUCUCACCACAGUCCCUCACAUCUCACCACAGUCCCUCACAUCUCACCACACUCCACCCCACCUCAAUACAGUCCAUCCCACCUCACCACUGUUCCUCCCAUCUCACCACAGUCCCUCACAUCUCACCACAACCCCUCCCCCAGCUAACCAUAGACCCUCCCAUCUCACCACAGUCCCUCACCAUUUCACCACAACCCUUCCCAUCUCACCACAGUCCCUCCCACCUCACCACUACCCUUCCCAUCUCACCACAGACCCUCCCAUCUCACCACAACCCUUCCCAUCUCACCUCAGACCCUCUCCAUCUCAUCACAGUCCCUCCCAUCUCACCACAGCCCUCCCAUCUCACCACAGUCCCUCCUAUCUCACCACAGUCAAUCCCACCUCACCACAGUCCAUCCAAUCUCACCACAGACCCUCCCCAUCUCACCUCACACCCGCAUGCCGUCCUGACCGUGGAAAGCUCUCUACGAUACAAGGAAGUAAGAUAG
Haliotis rufescens (red abalone) is the source of this 1641-nucleotide messenger RNA. RefSeq names its product proline-rich protein 36-like. The record is from RefSeq and is a predicted model, not a curated record. The transcript is spliced from 3 exons. Lineage: Eukaryota; Metazoa; Mollusca; Gastropoda; Lepetellida; Haliotidae. The coding region runs from base 1 to 1641 and encodes 546 amino acids.